UAUCUCCGCUUUCCAUCAAAACUUAAAGUUGUUGUGUUAAUCUUUCAUCCAUCAUCACGAUCUGUGCUACAUCAGGGUGAUGCAAGAGCAGGAUGAUGCUGUACCGCGAUCACCAGUCACAGCCAGCAAGAUAGUGUUUCCACCUCUUCAAACCAAAUUCGCCGUACCUCCCGGAGCUUUGUUGGCACCGAAAAAUCAAAGUUCCGAUGGUGGUAAACCGUACAUUUCAAAAAGUGGAUUUGAGAAUUUGGCAACAUCUUCGCAUUUCGUCAAAUGUCUUCGUGAGGAUCGUGAGAAGUUGUUGAGUGCGUUUGUCCGGGAGUGGAAAGAUCGGAAGGAGGCGGUGAGGAAGGAGGCAACGGAAGUGGACGACAAUCCCAAAGGCAAGCGAAGAGCAACGGGAUCUACGGAAAUCCCAUUUCAGAUCUUUAAGCGGAUAUUCGAGCAGCAAGGCUGGCAUCUGGCCCAGUUGUUUUGGAGCGAGCAUGAUGCAACCAGAUUGGCAAUGUAUACGUCGACCAUUCGAAUCUUUGCAGAGCCAUUGCAAUCCCUUAUUCCGUUUGUGUCAGGAAGCAGUCCUGGUCAUGACACCCUACUACGUGCAUGCGGAUCCGUGUUUGCUAUGUAUCUGCUGCAAUCAACAUCGAUCAUAGAAGAAAGAUAUCGUCAUACGCCUGGCAAUGGUGUUCGUCUUCCACUAGAGGCUGACUUGUUGAUGGUCUUAAACAAAUUGCCUGACCUCGCAGGUGCAAUUCUACAAGAGCCCAUUGAUCAAGAUGGACUACGACCGAUUGAUGAUUUGAUCUUUGUUAUACGUGAAUUGCAAGCUCCUUCCGACCUUGGUUGCCACGAAAGCGUUCAUGGCUCCUCUGUUGAUGUUCUUCUUCCAACGCAAUACAAAGCAAGACCAGCACUUAUAUCAACCACGUUCACUACAAGAUCCGAGGUAGAUAGAGAAGGAGGAGAGUAUGGAUCAAUCAGGGAUUUGGAAAACAACUCCACGCAUGCUCUCAAUCGAAUAGAGAUGGCACAUGCACUAGUUCGCAAAGCGAUAGGAAUGCCACUCCUUUCGAUGAAUCCCUCCGAUGAAGAAGAUCGAUUUCUCACGAAAAAUCUGGACGGAGAUGUAGAGUAUGAUCCAUCUUCGAAAGCACGACAGUCUACUCAUUGGAGAUCAGCACAAUACGUAGGCGCGCCAAAUACUGCUCAACAAGACAAGCUUGCGAAUUUACUGGAAGAGAUGGAUCGGGUCCGACAGACAUAUCACGAUCAAGCCAAAGCCGUUUUUGGCAAAGAAAGCAUCACAACGGAUGACCACUCAGAGUCGAAUGAACGGCCUCAUGCAAACAGCCUCGAGAGCAAGAUCUUAGCCCGAGCCAAAUUGCGAACCCGUAAACAGAUCGCACAAAAGCUUCAGUCUGCCGCGCAGAGAAGAUCGCAAAAGUAGGUCAAGGUCUUCGCAUACCAUUCCAGAUCACCAACUCUCCUUCUCCUCAAACAAUUACGUUUACCCGUGCAUGUAUUGUACCCUUCUCUACUGUAUCAUACCGCAAUUGUAAGAAUGUAUUAUAUUACUCGAAAUGUACCAAAGCUUACUCCUUCUAGUAGAUAACGCAUUUAAUCAUCCUCUGAUCGUUCUGCUAGG
Meira miltonrushii is the source of this 1645-nucleotide messenger RNA. RefSeq lists its product as uncharacterized. The transcript has a single exon. The record is from RefSeq and is a predicted model, not a curated record. NCBI's taxonomy places the organism in Eukaryota, Fungi, Basidiomycota, Exobasidiomycetes, Exobasidiales, Brachybasidiaceae. Bases 80 to 1447 code for a protein of 455 amino acids.